This is a messenger RNA of Manduca sexta (tobacco hornworm), 915 nucleotides long. Its product is annotated as translocon-associated protein subunit gamma. The record is from RefSeq and is a predicted model, not a curated record. The coding region runs from base 145 to 696 and encodes 183 amino acids. Lineage: Eukaryota; Metazoa; Arthropoda; Insecta; Lepidoptera; Sphingidae. Gene Ontology annotation, cellular component: membrane; endoplasmic reticulum. Gene Ontology annotation, biological process: SRP-dependent cotranslational protein targeting to membrane. The transcript has 4 exons.
UACAUGUCAUUUGACGUUUCGCUUUCGCUCGCCAGCGUAGAGCUCUUUUUAGAGUAUUUGCUAUUUGGUACUUUUACAGUGAAUUGAUUUGUAGCAUUGUAUAAACGCUUCGUGUAAGAAAAGUAAUUAGUAGAAGUAUAAAUAAUGUCGGGGAAAAGUAACAAAGCUUUCACUAAGGAAGAAGAAUUGUUAUUGCAAGAUUUCAGUCGGAAUGUGUCCACAAAAUCUUCGGCUCUAUUCUACGGAAAUGCCUUCAUAGUCUCGGCUAUUCCCAUUUGGUUGUUCUGGAGGGUGCACGCUCUGGAGGUAAGCUCUUCAUUGGCGUGGUUCGCGUUGGUGACAGCUGCCAGUACGUGGCUGUUGGCUCUCGCGUACCGCAACACCAAGUUCCAGCUGAAGCACCGCGUCGCCGUCCGCAGGGAGGAUGCCGUAGCGCGCGAAAUGACGAGAAAACUCGCCGACGACAAGAAAAUGAGCAGGAAAGAAAAGGAUGAGAGGAUCUUGUGGAAGAAAAAUGAAGUGGCUGACUAUGAAGCAACCACUUACUCCAUUUUCUACAACAAUGCGCUGUUCUUGACCAUUGUGAUACUCGGCAGCUUCUAUGUUCUGCGUGCCUUCACACCUACUGUGAACUACAUUGUGUCACUGACAGCUGCAUCUGGACUCUUGGCGCUGCUCUCCACUGGGACCAAGUGAAGAAGUUCCAAUUAUAUUUACAAUCUACUAUAAUUAAAUAUUAAGUUGGACAUUAACUCAAAGCUGUUAUGCAUGUGUGAAAUGAACAAGUGAGAGUAGAGAGUUUCUUACUGCAUUGAACAAAUGUAGCAAAUUGUGUAAUAAAUUUUGUCAAUGCUGUUUUCAUUACGUGAAGUUUAUAAAAUAAUUUAUAAUUUAAAAUAAAACCCAAUUUUUAUA